GCUUGAUCGCCACCAGUAGGAGAAUAGCGGUCCACUAGCUCUCCAUGCGUCGGGGAGGUAUCACUGAAUAAUAACGGACUUGCCGCUUCCAGCCAUACACUCGCAGAUAUACCUUUUUAGUAGCUUACGGGUGUGAACAUUUCGACGUUCACUGCUCGGUCUUUUAAACUAGGCAACUGUAUUCGAUGAAUAUCGGGGUGGUUUCGCUCAGCAGCUCCUUGCUUGGAUAACCUUAUCGCUGUGCUGUGUGGAUGCUCUGGAAAACGUGUCUCCCUACCAUUCCGAUCAGAGCUGUCUUGGAAAUGAAAGGAAAUGAUUGAAUGGACAGGCAGUGAAUGCUAGAUGCACAACUCACUGACCUCACACUGUCAACCGCAGAAGAGCAGCUGGAUGCAUUUACUCGGCCAUCGUUAAGUUGACAGGACCAUCCUGGAUUGUGUACCACCAUUUAAUUACGGUGUUAUUGUUCAGCAGACGUGUCAUGGACAUACACAAGGAUUCCUCAUCUAUGUGAUUUUUGUCUGACCGAACAUUUUUUUCUACAGAAUGCCAAGGCUUUCCCUUCAAACUAUAAGGAACUACUAUUCUGGUCAGCUUUUUUACUCUGAGAUGUUGUUGUUUUCCAACAGAGUGAAGAGGAGCCUGUAAUUGUGAUGAGGAAGACAGGGACUGUUUCUGUUCAUCAGAGGAACCCGGUAUUCAGCCUGUUAGAGCCACGAAAUCUCCAGGGGAGGAAAUAUUCUCAGACAUCACUUGGAAAUUGGAAUUUUCAAUAAGUUUUCUCUGUUUUUCCCUUCCUUCCACCUCCCAGACAACUAAGUUUUUAAUCUACCACUACACCAUGUCUCUAUCGAAGUGGAGGAAGAUCAGGGCAAUUACUGUGUUUUCAUGCAUUGUAACUUUCACCACGUUCCUCUUCAGUUACACGUUGAGAGAUCCCUCUCUGUACUUCUUCAAAUACGCCAUCCGCAAGUCGGACAGCUUCUUCUCUAAGGGCCAGUGUGGCUGUCGACAGUGUAUGACCGAGCUGGAGGACGACCCCUGGUUCACUGAGAGGUUCAACCUGUCUGUCCAACCUCUGAUGUCUAGGAGGAACAGCCUGCUGACUGACGACACAUACCGCUGGUGGCAGUGGUUGCAGGCAGAGCAAGAGCCGGCCAACUUCAGCGAGGUGGUGGAGAAGUUGUUCCAGGUCAUCCCUGAUGCUGACCUUUACAUGGAUGCGGGCCCUGAGCGCUGUAGGACCUGUGCUGUGGUGGGGAACUCUGGGAACCUUAAGGGCUCCCGUUACGGAGCCCUCAUAGACUCCAGUGAUGUCGUCAUCAGAAUGAACAUGGCUCCUACCUCUGGCUAUGAGGAGGAUGUUGGGAGCCGGACCACCCAUCACGUCAUGUACCCAGAGAGCGCCAUAGAUCUGGACAACACCACCAGUCUUCUGCUCAUCCCCUUCAAGACUCUGGACCUUCAGUGGAUCACCAGCGCCUUGACUACAGGCUCCAUCAAACACACGUACAUUCCUGUCCAGUCCAGGAUUAAGGCAAACAAGAACAGGGUGUUGAUAUACAGCCCGACCUUCUUUAAAUAUGUCUAUGACGCAUGGCUGGAGAGUCAUGGCCGGUAUCCCUCCACUGGCUUCCUCAGCCUAUUGUUUUCCAUUCAUAUCUGUGAUAAGGUGAGUGUGUACGGGUUCGGAGCGGAUCAGUACGGGAACUGGCACCACUACUGGGAAGAGAAUCACCAGGGAGGAGCAUUCCGCCACACCGGAGUGCAUGAUGCUGACUUUGAGUACAACGUUACCCUGCUUCUGGCUGACAAACACAAGAUCAAGAUUUUCAAAGGCUUCUGAUGUCUGGAGAUGUUACUGGCCUGAGACCAUCAAGCCUCUUGAAUUAAAUUCUGUCGACUCAGAGGUUAACCACUGGGCAUAAACUGGUUGAAUCAACAUAGUUUCAACGUAAUUUGUCAACGUAUUGUGACGUGGAAUCUGUGUAAAAUUCAUUGGAUUUGCCAAAAGUAAUCAACUGUUGUUUUGAGGGUGAAAUUUCAACCACAGGAUUUUGUCAUCAUUGUAACCAAUGUUCAACAUAGACAAAGCUUGUAUAAAAUAUGUUAAAUUUGUACCUUUUGAAACAAUGUCAGAUAUUCAAUGUUAUAUCCACUAUCAGGAGAAAAAAAAAACUAUAGCUGGGCAGCAACUCCUUCUGGAAAAUUCUACAGCUAUCUAUCGCUAUUCCUUUGGUCUCCCAUCCUGGGUUUUAACCCAGCCCAACCCUGCUAAGCUUUGAUAUGUCACUGACAACCCCCCCCCCCCCCCCAAACAAAAAGUGUUUUGUGAACUAACACUCGCACUUUACUUUGUUCCCCCUUACUAGCUCUGACUUUGCUGAUAGCUACUUCAUUGAGGAUAAAUGUACUUACUAUGCCUGUGAUAGGUGGUUGUUCCACCUAGCUAUCUUAAGAUGAGUGCACUAACUAUGUCGCUCUGGAUAACAGCUUCUACUAAAUGACUAAAAUGUAAAAAUGUACAAGCUAAAUAGAUUCACUUUUGCUAUCGGAAGUCAUUCCAAGGGGUAGGUUUAACAAAGCAAAUUAAAUGGAACCAUACUUUAUCAAUCAUAUACCAUCAAUGAUGCUAUUUAGGCCUAGUGUUUCAAUUCAACCCAGGAUUCAACUAAAAAUAGACGAUUCAUAUAGGCAUAGGGUUUAAAGCUUUGGUUGAUUUUAAAUGUAAUCUAAAAGUUAAUAAUGUACUGUAUAUGUUGGAUUCAUGUCUCCAUCUUAACCAAAAAUCUAAGUUAAAGAAUAGGACUAAAUCCAACUUCAUUUAAAUUCCAUUUACAGUUUGAUUUGAUUUUGUCCUAUUCUUUAAGUUCGAUUUUUGGUCGAGUUGGAGAAGUGAAUCCAACAUCUUGAUUACUAUUAGAUUUUUUUUUACUUUUUGGGGGGGGAUUUUGCCACCUCUUUCUCAUUCGAUCUUGUCUCAUCGCUGCAACUCCCCAAUGGACUCAGGAGGCGAAGUUCGAGUCAUGCAUCCUCUGAAACAUGACCCGCCAAACAGCGCUUCAUAACACCCGGCCGCUUAACCCGGAAGCCAGCCGCAUCCAUGUGUUGGAGGAAACACUGUUCAACUGACGACCGAGGUCAGCCUGCAAGCGCCCGGCCCACCACAAGGAGUCGCUAGAGCCAGAUGAGCCAAGUAAAGCCCCCCCGGCCAAACCCUCCCUUAACCCGGACGACACUGGGCCAAUUAUGUACCGCCCUAUGGGACUCCCAAUCAUGGUCGGUUGUGAUACAGCCUGGGAUCGAACCCAGGUCUGUAGUGAAGCCUCUAGCACUGCGAUGCAGUGCCUCAGACAGCAUAACAAUUAUUAAUGGAAUUAAAGCUCGACUAAGUCAGUGGGACAUAUUAAACUAUUCAAGCAGUAGAUUAAUCUCCUUUAAAUGCUGGUUAUUUGUUGUGUUAAUCAACCAAACACAAUUCACUGUUACUUUUGUAAUACAGUAGCUUAAAGGUAAGGCUAACUUACAGACUAACGUAACAGUAUUUAUUCAAAUGGGUAACACAUCCAUAGCCACAUUUUGACGCUAAUGUAACUAUAAAUGUCUUAUCAAUUAAAGAGUGCAUGUUCAAGAUCACAGGUCUGUGGAGAUCUUCACAAUUUUUAUAAUGAAUGUCUAUAAUAAACGGCAUUGAUCACUUGCACCAUGUACUAUUAAUGUAAUAUAUUCUCAACUGAAAUCCAUGUUAUUUGGUUGUGCUAUUAGAAGAAGAACAGGGAUAACACAUUAAGUUGUAUAAAUAAACAAAAUAUCUGACAUUGUA
This is a messenger RNA of Oncorhynchus mykiss (rainbow trout), 3823 nucleotides long. RefSeq names its product CMP-N-acetylneuraminate-beta-galactosamide-alpha-2,3-sialyltransferase 1. Lineage: Eukaryota; Metazoa; Chordata; Actinopteri; Salmoniformes; Salmonidae. Gene Ontology annotation, cellular component: membrane. The record is from RefSeq and is a predicted model, not a curated record. Gene Ontology annotation, molecular function: beta-galactoside (CMP) alpha-2,3-sialyltransferase activity. Gene Ontology annotation, biological process: sialylation.